UAUCCCGGCCUAUCCGCGUCCAGACCUCCUGAUGGAAACUCCAAGCACAAUAUUGGCGCUUUGCUAAGGCAGAAGAGAUGCAAGGCUUAUGCAUUUGCGGCACUGCAGGUGAAAGCAGGGGUUUCCUGCAUUGCUUGGAGGUGGAAUUCAAGUGCUCAAACCCUAGAAGUGAAACCCUAAUCAGCACUCAUUCGCAUGAGGAGUUUUUUAACGUUUCUCAUUCGCCCGAGGUAAGAAUGGAUAUUUAGUGCCAGCUUGUGGCACUGUUGCUCUAGAAAGCGGGUUGCCAUCAAACCCCAAGCUGAACGAAGGCUGGUAGGUUGAGGUUCUUUGAUAAUUGGAGACGAUGCUCACUUUGCAUCAAGUAGAGUCAAGGAACGCAAGUUGCCCAGGCGAGUUGCAUACUCGAGGGGCCAGCCAUUACUUCUGAUUAAAGAGCAGGAAGCCAAUGUGCUCUUGGCUAGAACACAAUGGCCGCAGCUGAGGACUACCUGAAGGAGGUUGGGGGGACCGAUGCUUUCUCAGAAUCAGUCUAUGAGUUCCUACAAAAAGAAGGCGACCUGCCGUCCAGCGUGCCGGCCGCCGCUGCCCAAAGGACUUUACGCAGGCGCUCGUCUUUAGGCCAUAACCAUACAGAGGAACCACAGCAAGAGGGAGAAGAAGCAUCAGAGGACAAUGUGAUGUCAGAUGACACAGCCGCAGGAGAUGGGACUGCUGACGGCCCUGUGUCAAGUCCAAAAUUGGAGAGAGUGAGCGCGCCAAUGGGGGCCCUUCUGGGGCUGGCGCAGCAGUUGGAGAACAUGUGGAAGGAGGAGGGGGCCAAGGGCUGGAAUGCCAACGGCGGGGAUAGCUUAUGGGAAGGGGGCGGAGCAGAUGAGUUUAGGGACGUGGGGGUGGAUCUGAAUGCUGGCCCGGGGGAGGCGCUGAGCAGCCGGGAAUCAGCAGAGAGUGGGGCGGGGCAGCAUGAGCGGAGGAAGCCUUUAUCUGAGACCAGCUACCAGCAGAUCUUGGACGAGCUCCGAAACAAGGGCCUGUCUCCGCAACAAGCAGGCCAGCGGAGGCUGGGCCGGAGCAAGAGCGAGCUGGCGUGUGCAAAGAUGUACGAGAUCGCCAUCCAGAAGAUCAAUGCCCGGCAGCAGGAAAAGGAGCGCGAGGCAGAAGAGGCCGCCAGGCUGGCCAAGAAGCGGGGCUUCAAGGCUUACAAGAAGUCGAAGCAGAUUGCGAAAGGCCGGCUUCAGGAUGCCAACCCGUUCGACUACUCGGAGAUGCUGUACAAUGAAGCCAAGCAGAUCGAGAAGCGGAAGCGCGCGCUGCUGGAGGUGCUGGAGGCGGAACGGAACAAGGAGCUGGCGGAAUGCACGUUCGCCCCGAAGGUCAAGCCGUUCGUGCCGCUCUACACGGCGCGGCACGCGGGCGCGCCCGUCGUCGAGCGGAUGCAGAAAAUGGUGGACGAGCAGCGGGCGAGGAUACGAGAGAUGCGGGAAGAAACGGAGAAGGCAAGGGCAAAAGAGCUCACGUUCAAGCCGACCAUCAGCGAGACCGCCAAGCGGGCGGGCAGUGCUGGAGGUUUCCUGAAAAGGACGAGGGACCACAUUUGGAAAAAGCAGGUAGAACAGGAGCGGGCGCAGCAGGAGAUCCAAGCGGAAGCGUCGCUCAAGUCGGUCCCGUCAAUCAACAGCUACUCCAAGGCGUUGGAGCUCGACGAGCCCGUUCACCAAAGGCUCUACAGGUCGGCACGCUUGAAAGAACAGAGGUCCUAUGAGGAGCAAGAAAACCGGUUGCACGAGACCGAGGUUCCGGCCGCAGUCCUGCCGGAAGACGAGAUCCUGCAGGCGACGGAGAAGCUAUUUGGCGACGAGGACGAGAAGCGGCGGCGGCUCGCGGCCGCGACGCGCGCGAACCUAGAAAGGACCCUGUCACUGGCGACGGUCAAGAAGAUUAACCAGACGAGCGUCGAGUAUGCCAAGCGGAAGCUAGAAAAGGAUGUGCGCGCUGCGUUUGCGGAAGUUGACCCCGAGUGCUCGGGGAUCGUAGGCGGGGCGGAGAUCCGGUCGGUGUUCCAGAAGCUGAACGUCUUCCACCCGCCCGGGGCGAGGAAAAACCGGGAACGCGAGAGGAGCGAGCAGAGGAUUCUGGACAGAGCACGGGAGUUGAUGCCAGGGCGGGCGGGCAUUGGGGUGGACACGAAGGCUUUCCUAGGGUUCAUGGAGUUGGUGGUGGAGCAUUCUUUGCAGCAGCAGAGGGCGUCUCUCGACGGCGGGGCCAAGGAGCAAGCCGAGACAGAAAAGCCGUUGAGCCCUCUGGAUAAGCUCGCGCGCGACAUCGCGCGCCGCAGCUUCCACCGCCUCUCCUACACCCAGACCAAAGUCCUGCGCGAGUCCAAGCCCAACUGCCCCCCAACCCGCGCCGCCGAAAUACGAACGUCGUCACGACCGUUACCGUUUACGCCGUCGCUCUCUCGGCCCGCCGACCCUAGUUUUCCCCUCCCGAUCACCGCCCACGUCGACCGAUCGAAAACCACGUUCCGGUGGCAAAGCAAAACGGGGGAGCUGGCGCUGGUUCCGGUUCCGGGGGAAGACGUCCCGCGGAGCCCCACGCGCGCGCAGCAGGAGGCGCACGCGGACGCGAUCCUGAGGAAGGGCGCGCGCGCGCGCGAGCGCGUCGCGGCGCUGAGGACGGAGCUGGAGCUGCGCGAGCGGGAGGCGUGCACGUUCCGGCCGGCGCUCGUGGCGAGCCCGCGGAAGGUGCGCGCGGCGCGGAACCGGCGGACGAGCGUACGGAAGGAGCCGCCCCCGCCGACCGCGGUCACCAAAGAGCUGCGGGAGAUGGGCGAAUGUACCUUCCGCCCAAAGACACUGCCAAAGGCCCCCAGGAACCCAGCGGCGAAAGCCCCCGCGCUGUUUGACCGGUGCAUCGAGCGCAUGCGCCGGGGCCACGCGCGGCGGCACCAGCUGCGGCACUGGCAGGACACCAGGAUUCCGGAGGACUUGGCGGACGAGACGCGGGUGUACAAGCGGAAGGAGACGCGGACGGAACCGGAGCCGUUCCAGUUCGUUCCGGGACGGAAGCGGGCGCCAAUUGUGUACAUAGAAGUCAUCCUCAGCAAGUCAAGGGUUGCCCGGAUUGGCAUCGAGCGCGGCGACAAGCCCGAGAAGAUCGCCGCCAACUUCGCCAAGAUAUACGACCUCGACGACCAGGCACGUGCCCACCUCGCCACCGUCAUCCGCAAGUCCGUCGAGGACAUCAAGACGCAACGAGAACAGUCGGAGAAGGCCCUCCAAGAGAACCUGCGGAACGCCGAGCUCGCGCUGGCCCGUCGCUUGUCCGGGCUCAUGCGGACGUCAGACGGAGGGUCCGCUGACGUCAGCGGAGUGGAGGAGAAUCCAGGAGCUGGAGUCCGGACGGGUCGGCCGUCUGCGGAGCGGCUGAGCAGGGACGGAGGGACGCAGGUUGUAGUCGGGUCGGUUGAAAAUGGGACACGUGGCGGAGAGGGGGAGGCUGGGAUUGAGGUUGGGACGGGAGUAGAAAUUGAUGGGGUCGUAGUGACAGAAGUUGAAGAUCUAGACGAGAUGGGAGAAGUAGAUGCAGAUUUCGCGGCAGAGGAGACGGAUGGGGUGAGUUCGGAGAUAGAGGACCAUGAGUGAGCAACGAGGCACUUCUGCCUCAUUGGAAAGGCACCUAGGUAUGGCUUAUUUACAAGUUUCCUAAGGAAUACCAGGAUUCCCCUUUGUGGGAGAGCAUAUCGUAGCAGGUUGGCCUUACAGCACGGAAGCGCUUUGUCUAGUAGCCGACUGGCCGCUCCUCAUCUAGAUCGAAUUUGCUGUAUCAACCAGCUAUUGUGACGCGGUUGAUGACAAACCAAGAGCGACGGUACGAGCCCGAUCAUCAGCGGAAGGAUCACUGAAUGAGGCGACUUGAAAGCAAGAACCAGCGCCAGCUUUCCAAACAGCCCAGCCCGGCAGAGAGAUU
This is a messenger RNA of Klebsormidium nitens, 3969 nucleotides long. Lineage: Eukaryota; Viridiplantae; Streptophyta; Klebsormidiophyceae; Klebsormidiales; Klebsormidiaceae. The record is from the annotation of a GenBank genome assembly.